AAAAAAUUAUAAAUGGAAAGCUGAGCAAGCGGGACUCUGACUUGCUUGCUCAUAAUAUUUUUGUAUUUUGUAUCGAACAAAACCUGUUUUUUUACAAGCUAAUUUAAUACUAAAUAGUUAACAAUAAUUUAGAAUUUGAUCAAGUUAAUUAAAGUUGAUCAUGGGAAUUUCGAACUGUUUUCAAGAUUUCAUAGCAGGGCCAUGGAUUUCUUUAAUCGGAGCAGGAAUAGUUUGCUGGUUAUCUUUCAGUGCGAUGACAUAUGUGAUGGGAAUUCUGGAGACAAAGAAAAUCAUUCGGAAAAAGCAAGAGGACAGAGAAGCACAAUUUAAAAAAUUGGAAAGUCAGAGCCGUUACCAAUUGAAUGAGAAGCAUGAAAAGAUUUUGAGCUUAAGUGAUGAUGAGCUUAUCGAUCAGUUACAGUCGAGAAAGUUGACAGCGGUGGAGGUUCAAGAAGCGUUCAUUGCAAAGUCAAUCAAAGUGACCAGAGAAUUUAACAUGGUGACCGAGUUCAUUCCACAAGCGGAAGAAUGGGCAAAAGAGUUGGACGCCAUGAAGGGUUCUCUCCGUGGUCCUCUGCACGGAUUUCCCAUCUCGGUAAAAGAUAACUGCAACGUAAUUGGGAUGGAUUCCACAAUUGGACUUGGAAAGUUUCUCUACCAGCCAGCCGAAGAUUCUUCAGCAAUCGUGAAAUCGUUAAUGGCUUUGGGGGCCAUUCCAUUCGCAAAAACUAACGUGCCACAAACAUUGUUAAGCUUUGGAUGUGCGAAUCCUGUGUUUGGACUGACCAAGAACUUUCUUAACUCCUCGCUUUCACCAGGAGGAUCUAGUGGUGGCGAGUCUAGCCUUAUCGCUGCUGGGGGAUCACGGCUUGGAAUUGGGAGCGAUAUUGGUGGAAGCGUUAGAAUUCCUGCACACUUCACUGGAAUUGCUGGGUUUAAGGUCACAAAGGGUCGAUUUUGUGGCACCGGAUUUAGAGGAAGUUUGCCAAACGUAGUGGGAAUCAUGGGAGUCCCUGGACUUUUAGCUGAUAAUAUAAACAUGAUCGCAAAAACAACGAAAUACAUGACGGAAAAUAAUUUGCAGACCAAAUACGAUCCUUUGGCCGUCCCAAUUCCUUGGAAUGAGCAGAUGUUCUCCAAGAAAAAGUUGAAAAUUGGAUAUUUCACAUCACUGCCAUACUUUCCUCUCGUCGGGGACACGGAGGAGAUUGUUCUUAAAGCAAAGUCUGCGUUGGAGUCGCAGGGACAUACUUUGGUCCCUUUCGAAAUGCCAGACAGUUUUGAAAUGAUGAACCUCGUCUUUGAUUUCUGUUUCGGAGAUGCUGGCGAAUAUCUACUGAAAAAUUGGAGACAUGAACCGAUCCCACUUUCCGUCGUUGUCAACUUUAUGAUAUGCAAAUCUCCAAUGUGGAUGAGGAAAGUUAUUGUUCUCAUUAUGGGAUGUAAAUGGAUGCCCUUGGUUCAUUCUUCGCGUGCAGUUACCAUCAUUGGACGGGGAGCAAAUAGCACCAGCAAAUUAUGGGAGAGAUUGGGAGACCGUAAAAAGAUGACGGAGGACUUGUUGACAUCUUGGAAAGCCGCAAACCUCGAUUUAGUCCUUUGUCCGACUUAUCCAUUCCCUGCCGUUCCUCACCACAUGCCCGGACGCUUACAACCGAGCGUCUUUUACACAAUGAUCUGGAAUCUUUUCGACUUUCCGGCCGGAGUGAUAAAGUGGGGAACCGAGUCAGGGGAAAAAGUUGAUAAAUAUGAUUGUCAAAAUGACAUGGUUUUGAGGACAGGAAAACAGGGCGCCAAGCAAGCCACUGGGAUGCCUAUUUCUGUCCAAAUUGUUGGCCUUCCUUUUCAAGAAGAGCUCGUUUUGCGAGGAUUGGCUGAACUUGAAGCAGUUUCGCCGUACAAGAAAAAAUAAAUCGUACCAAAAUUGUUAGCAAUAAAAAUAUGCACAAAUCAAAAAUUAGCUCAAUCAGUGAAAGUGAACAAAAAAGUGCCUCCAAUUCUACAUGCACAGAUGAGAUUAUAACUUGUUGAGACAUUCCACACUUGUAAAACACUUGCAAAUUUUAUGAAACAAAAAAGAACCCCGUUAUGUAACAGUUGCCAAAAAAUAAUCGAUAGGAAUAAACGAACCAUGAAAGACUCACUAACCAACAA
This is a messenger RNA of Folsomia candida, 2154 nucleotides long. Its product is annotated as fatty acid amide hydrolase 1. Gene Ontology annotation, biological process: fatty acid catabolic process. Gene Ontology annotation, molecular function: fatty acid amide hydrolase activity; amidase activity. Bases 161 to 1912 code for a protein of 583 amino acids. Lineage: Eukaryota; Metazoa; Arthropoda; Collembola; Entomobryomorpha; Isotomidae. The record is from RefSeq and is a predicted model, not a curated record. The transcript has 16 exons.